AAAGGAGAGAUUCUUUGAGCCCUAGGAAGGAGGAGCUUGGAAGUUUGCGAUGAGGACGAUCACCCACGUCUUGUUCGACAUGGACGGCCUUUUGCUCGACACGGAGAAGUUCUACUCGGUUGUGCAAGAGAAGAUCCUGUCCGGCUAUGGCAAGAGCUUCACCUGGUCGCUCAAAGCCAAGAUGAUGGGAAAGAGAGCUGCCGAGGCGGCGGAGAUCUUCGUCCACGACUCUGGCCUCGAGGGCAUUCUCUCGCCUCGCGACUUUCUCACGCAGCGCGAAGCAAUGCUCGAGGUUAUGUUCCCCGAGAGCCAGCUUCUACCUGGAGUGGAGAGACUUGUUGGCUACUUCCAAUCUCAGGGGAUUCCAAUGGCCAUAGCUACCAGCUCCCACAAGAGGAACUUUGAUCUCAAGACGAUCAACCACAAGGAGCUCAUCUCUCGCAUGCACCAUGUCGUUGUCGGCGACGAUCCGGACGUCAAGCUCGGCAAGCCGGCACCGGACAUUUUCCUCGUGGCAGCUUCGCGGUUUCCGGAUCCCAAACCAAGGCCUGAGAACGUUUUGGUUUUCGAGGACGCUCCUACUGGUGUUGAGGCUGCUCAAAACGCUGGAAUCUCUUUGUUCUUCACGCAGGAGUGUUGUCAUGGUGCCAGAUCCAAACCUGGACAAGAGCCUCUGUGAUCGAGCAGACAUUGUACUGGAAACUCUGGAGGACUUUGAUCCCUCUACGUUUGGGAUGCCUCCUUUCAUCAAAAACUAGUCCUAUAUCAACACAAAGAUGAGAAAAAAAGAGAGAUCAUAGCAAAAAAGACCAUAAAGUUCUGAGUUACAUAUCAAGAAAGAUGAAGAGAGAGAUCAUAUAUUGAUUGUAGCAAAACAAAAACGGUGAUGCCUCGAUCGUAACAAAAAGACAAUAAAGUUCGAGUAAGAAAUCACACA
Selaginella moellendorffii is the source of this 937-nucleotide messenger RNA. Its product is annotated as (DL)-glycerol-3-phosphatase 1, mitochondrial. Lineage: Eukaryota; Viridiplantae; Streptophyta; Lycopodiopsida; Selaginellales; Selaginellaceae. The record is from RefSeq and is a predicted model, not a curated record. Gene Ontology annotation, molecular function: sn-glycerol 3-phosphatase activity. Bases 50 to 679 code for a protein of 209 amino acids. Gene Ontology annotation, biological process: glycerol biosynthetic process. The transcript has 6 exons.